Hibiscus syriacus is the source of this 1022-nucleotide messenger RNA. RefSeq lists its product as uncharacterized. Bases 185 to 943 code for a protein of 252 amino acids. NCBI's taxonomy places the organism in Eukaryota, Viridiplantae, Streptophyta, Magnoliopsida, Malvales, Malvaceae. The record is from RefSeq and is a predicted model, not a curated record. The transcript has 6 exons.
GCAAUUGAAAAUUAUCAACCCCUCUCUUCGAACUCCCGAAUAAAAGCGAUUCUCCAAUAAAGCCGGUGAUGAUGGUAUUCUUGUUCUAAAGCCGUCUUGUACCAGGACGGCGAGCUUACCAUUACGAACUCCAAAAAGAAAAACAUACACCGUUUUUUCUUCUUUUGGGCAGAGAGACUGACAGAUGAUUAGGGCAAUAAAAGCAGCAGUCUUUGAUUCACAGAGCAGCAAUCUUUUCCAAAGGGCUUCUUUCUUCCAUUCCACUCCCGUCCUUGAACAUAAAAGACGCAAUAAUUGGCAAUUUGGUAAGAGGCAUGGAAAGAUGCGUGCAAAACAAGAACUAUUGCGCAACUUUGGUGCUUAUGCGGAUGACUUUUUUAAGAGCUGGAAAGAUGAGUUUCAUGAAGACAAUCCAUCAUCAAGUAGAGGUCCUUCAUGGGCCAACAAACAACGCACUAAGAGAUCCAAAAGGGAUCGGCCUGGCAAUAAAGGAUUUUAUUACAGUGGUAGAAGACCUUUUGAGUUUUGUGAAGACAAUGAUGAUGACAUCGAGAACAUAUUUAGGUCUGCCUUUGGUGGAAGCCGGUUCUUUUAUUGGUCCUUCGUUAAUGAGGAGUACCCUCAAUGGAGGAGAUCUAGAUACUCGAAUAACUAUGGGAGAUCUUGGAGCUGGAGUUAUCGAUUUGAUGAGGAUUCUGACUCCUCAACAGAAUGUGGUAAUGAUGAGGGUUCAGACCAAGAUACAAUUGCUGAUAGGCAGGCCCUUGGACUAAGUGCUUCUGGUCCUCUAACACUUGAAGCCGUUAAAACUGCAUAUCGAGCCUGUGCAUUGAAAUGGCAUCCAGAUCGUCAUCAUGGCUCUUCCAAGGCUGUUGCGGAGGAGAAAUUCAAGCUUUGUAACACAGCAUAUAAGUCUUUAUGUGAUAAGUUGGCAUUGAACUAAGGAAUGUUUUGAAGCAUGAGCUACAUAUUUCUUAAAGCUAAUGCAUUGUUUGGAGUUCCGAAUGUGUAAUGUUUAAGAC